AUGCCCUCUACACUCAACGCGUACAUGCUCUCUGCAGUGACCCUGGCGGCUCUGCUCCUGUGCGCCCCCGGAGCUCCAGUGGAGGACGCGCCCACCGACAGCCCGACAGGUGACCCGUCAGGUGAAGAGGAGUUGGCGGCUCCUGACCUCCUGAGCGCCUCCCCGGUCUGGGACUCCAUCCUUGGCGCAACUAAACGCCACGAAAAGCAGUUUGAAGAUGAAUUCCAAAAUGAGGUGAAAUAUCAUUUUCUGGAGCACUACAAAAUCUCCUCACUUCCAGCAGGCUGCCCUUCCUCCAACUUCAGCAAGGAGUCUUGUCUCCACCGGUUGGUCCAAGGUGUGCUUAAAUACACAGUUCUCCUCAAGCACGUGGAGAAGGAGUACCCCGGCAGCUUGAUCUGCUCAGAGGUCAGAUACUACGGCGGCCUCCUGGUCAGCCUAACCAAAGGAAAGAUGAGGAACCCUGAUCAGGUCACGGCGCUGACCAGCAGCCAGGAGACACAGCUCCUGAAGGACCUCGACAACCCCAGCACCUUCCACAGAAAGAUGACCGCGCACAGCAUCCUGCGCGAGCUCCACGUCUUCCUCCUCGACAGCAAGAGGCAAAUUAAUAAAAGGGAGAGGCUCAGAGGAAGUCUGGCUGUCAGGACUAUGGCACCCAUCGGUAUCUAA
Epinephelus lanceolatus (giant grouper) is the source of this 672-nucleotide messenger RNA. RefSeq names its product interleukin-6-like. Lineage: Eukaryota; Metazoa; Chordata; Actinopteri; Perciformes; Serranidae. The record is from RefSeq and is a predicted model, not a curated record. Gene Ontology annotation, biological process: cell differentiation; immune response. Gene Ontology annotation, cellular component: extracellular region. Gene Ontology annotation, molecular function: interleukin-6 receptor binding; cytokine activity.